Messenger RNA from Wasmannia auropunctata (little fire ant), 519 nucleotides. RefSeq lists its product as uncharacterized. Lineage: Eukaryota; Metazoa; Arthropoda; Insecta; Hymenoptera; Formicidae. The transcript has 3 exons. The record is from RefSeq and is a predicted model, not a curated record. Bases 1 to 519 code for a protein of 172 amino acids.
AUGGGGAAUCAAAAAGCGUCCGAUGGAAGUGAGAAAGGAAAUCAUAUACCCUUUGAGUAUAUAGAUACCUGGAGGUGGAAUGCCUGUUCUCUGCAGGCCGCAAGCGAGUCCAAGAGUGGCAAGGAGUGCGAGAGAGAAAGGAGAAUUAAAUCGGUGCCGGACAGUUGUGACAUGUCCCUUUAUCAAAAUGAAAUAGAAAAUCAUUCAGAUGAUUCAAGUGAUUCAGUUUAUAAAGAUGCAGGUUAUGAAGAUCAAGAAACAAGAAAUCAAGAAAGAAAAGAUCAAGAAACAAGAAAUCAGGAUAGUAAAGCAGAAAGACAAGAAGGAAGAGAUAUAGUAGAGGAAAACAAACAGGAUCCAAAAGAAAAGGAUAAACAAGAACAAAGAAGAUCUCAGAGAAAUAGAAAACUUCCAGAUAAAUAUAAUGAUUAUGUUUUUCUAACAUAUUCACAAGCUGUUUCAGGGCCUGAAUGUGAUAAAUGGAAGAAAGCUAUAGGAGAGGAGAAGAAGUCACUUUGA